Messenger RNA from Owenia fusiformis, 918 nucleotides. The record is from the annotation of a GenBank genome assembly. Lineage: Eukaryota; Metazoa; Annelida; Polychaeta; Sabellida; Oweniidae.
CUUACACGCGCAGCAAAAAUUUAAAAAAUCAGAAAGUCACAGCUUUAUUUCGAAGAAAUGGGUCGAUAAUCAUGGCUAAAUGUAAUGAUGAAGAUGGCAAAGAAGACAAACCUUGUGAGCUUUACCCAGCUGUUGCAAUGUAUGGCCCUAACAAUGUAUUUGAUUUGAAGAAAGGAGAAGUGAAACUCUGGUGUAGAUGUGGACUCAGCAAGAAGCAGCCUUGGUGUGAUGGAUCUCACGUAGGAACUGGAAUAAAGCCAAUGAAAUGGACAGUUGACAAGCAACAAAGACUCUAUCAACUUUGUGCUUGUAAAUACACCAAAUCUCCACCAUAUUGUGAUGCCACACACACAAAUUUACCUUGUGAUGUCAUAGAGAGACAGGAAAUAUGUAGUAAUAAGGGCAAACAUGAAUUAAAGGACUUCACAAAAAAAUUAUGUACAGGGUGUGGAUGGGUUCCAGAUUUUUGAUGGUUUUAAUUAGCAUAUUCUUUCCAAGACAUGGCAUCGCAUAGGCAUGGUCAACAUAUUGUAUUUUUCUAGUCCUAACUGUUAGUGAGAAAAAAAGACUUUAAAACAGGGCCAUGAAUUCAUAUGAUCCAAAAUCUGAUCCUGAUAAAUAUUGUAAGUAAUGUUGCAUUGCAGAAUUAAUCCUGCAAUACAUCGUAGCAUUAGUGGCCCCAUUAGUGAAAUUAAACCAUCUUCCAGGAUAUAGAUCUUAUCCUAUCACAAUUCCAACUACAAACUGUAGAAAAAAUUUCAGAUUAGAUGCAAUGUAAUUCAGAUUAAUUCACCAAAUAGUUAUCCAGGGGGUCAUUAACAGAAACUUCAUAAAGUAACGACUUUGUAAGUCAAUUGUUGUAACCAUGGAUAUGAUGAUGUCACAUUUAGGGAACAAUGGACUUAACGAAUUCUUAAC